Alosa alosa (allis shad) is the source of this 3042-nucleotide messenger RNA. It is a transcript of the gene bspry, whose product is annotated as B-box and SPRY domain containing. Gene Ontology annotation, molecular function: zinc ion binding; protein binding. The transcript has 7 exons. NCBI's taxonomy places the organism in Eukaryota, Metazoa, Chordata, Actinopteri, Clupeiformes, Clupeidae. The record is from RefSeq and is a predicted model, not a curated record. Bases 152 to 1549 code for a protein of 465 amino acids.
CACCUGUGGCACAGGUAGCCUAUACACCUGCACUGCGUCAAUUGUUCAUAAGUGGAUACAUCUUCGAUGAUCAAGGCGCAUAAUUAUUGAGUAGCUGAACACUGUAUUGACGGUUCAAUCUAAAAAGAAUAGGCCUGUCCCACACCAUAGCAUGACUGAGGACAGAGGAAUUUGCGAUUUAGCUGUGGUGUCCUUACAUGAUAACGAGCCAGAGGCCGACAUGGAAGACCGGGAGAGUACUGCCUGCCAUCAGAGGAAAACAGACUCGAAACAACCCGAAGACACUUCUUACCAUCGGUUAAACGGAGGAACGGAUAACGUUGACGAAAGUGGACACGCUGUUGCUUUAACAUCAACCAACAAUCCAAAGUCCGACGUAGAUCCUUCUCAAAUGACCUGCGUUGACCACGACUCUGAGUUGGACUGGUUUUGUAGUUCCGAGGGGAAGCUUAUAUGUUCUCACUGCGCCAUUGUGGGACCGUGUCAGGGUCAUAUGGUGACACCACUCGGCACUCAAGCAACAACAGUGAGGAAUCAGCUUGUGGACAUCUGUGAGAAAAUGCAGAUGCAAGCAUUACGGAUUGAGCGCUUUAUCAGCCAAACCUUGUCUGUCAAAGAGAAAGCUAUACAGGCUGAUGCGAGUGCCGCGCGGGAGCGCGUGCUGGCCCAGGUCAGCGCGGUGCGGGAGGCCCUGGAUGAGGAGGAACAGCGCCUCCUGGAGGCUGUGCAGAGAGAGCAGGAGCGCGUGGAGCAGUGUCUGCUCACGCAGCGCGCUCACUGGAGCCAGGCCCUCACCUCGCUCUCGAGCACGCGCACCAACCUGGUGCACACGCUCACACACUCACAGGACGCAGAGCUGGUGACAUCCAGUCAACAAAUAAAUGACAGGGUGGAGGAGGCCGAGGGGGUGGGGGAGCCGCGUGACACCGAGCAGCUGAAUCUCAGCUCAGACUGCAGCGACAGCAGACUCAUGCAGGGCCUGUGGGCCAGUGCUCUUCUCCUGGGCCCCUCAGCUCAUGGGCCUGCCAACCUGCGUUUCCAAGAGCGUUCAGUCAGCACCAUGCUCUCUCUGUCUGCUGAUGAGUGCACGCUCACCUUCCUGCCUAAGCGCGCCCGCCAGUCCCCUCCGUACGACCUGGCCCGCUUUGACUGCUGGCCGAACGCUCUCAGCACCCUGGCCAUCUCCUCGGAGACCCACAGCUGGGUGCUGGAUGUGGGCCAAAGUGCUGCCUACAAGGUUGGAGUGUGCUAUGCCAGCAUGGACCGUAAGGGCUCGGGAAACGGUGCGCGGCUGGGCUACAACGACCGCUCCUGGGUGCUGUCGCACUACGAGGGCGACUUCACCUUCUGCCACGCCGGGCGCCACACAUCUCUACAUGUGAUCCGCAGACCCAGGCAUGUUGGGAUACUGGUGGAUUGGCCCAGCCAGACACUUCUGUUCUACGACCCGGACUCCUACUGCGUCCUGCAUGCCGUCAGUCACCACUUCACCGCCCCCUUGCUGCCAGCUUGUGCCGUUGCCGACCGCAGCGUCACACUGUUGCAUUGACCAGAGCAGGGCAGAUGGACAAAGGUGUAGCUCAAUUUAUAUGGUAAAAAGAGAAUGUAAGGUCUGCUUAUAACUAUUUUGCUGCUGCAGUGCAAUAAUCGUGAGCUUGUACUGGAGGGGAGCUGUGGUACAAGUGGCAGCAUCCUGACCACAUACAUAACCCGAUCCCAUCCCCAUCUCUCUCUUCCACCUGGUCUCUGUCCCUCUCAACUCUCCUAUCUGUAAAUGCACCCUCCACCCCUAAUCAGACACAGACACACACACACACACACAGAUGAACACACAUACAGCCUUUUUAGUCGGGCAGUCCUUCUCAUACUCUCUGGCUGACUCAUCCCAGCAUUUCUGGAUUAAUGAUCAAUCAUGACCAAUAGCUCUUUCAAUGUAAAUAUGAAGAUCCAGAUUCUCAUAAAUUAAGUUGCAAGAGUCACUAGUGAAUGACUCCACUGAAGACUAUUUCCCUAAAGCCACAGGUGUGUUGAGCAUGUUGACAAUAUUCAUGUUUUUCUCUUUUUUUUAUCUCUUUUUACUUCAAGCCAUUACUCUUAUCCAGAGAUUACUGAAUAAUCAUGUUGGGAUAUGCUAUAUCAUGCAAUGUGAUUGGGAUGUUGAUUAUUGAUUGAUUAGUGUUGUAGAUAUUUCAUUAAUGCUGUUUUUGCAUUAUUCAUCAAUCACCUCACCUGAAAGUAUUUAUUUUGAUUAUAGCCUACUGCCUAUUAUAUUCUGUGUAGUUAUGAUUGUGUAGAACUAAGUAUGUAUUAUGUAGUAACAAUUUGUAUGAAAGUGCAGUGCAUUCAUUGAGAAAAUGAUUCACCGGUUUUUCUAAAAAAAAAAUCUCUUAAAGAAUUGUUUGACAUUUAAUAUAAAUUUGUAUAUUUAUUUCAUGUUAUUUAAUAAUGGCAUUAGUUGAGAAACUAAGACUUUUAGUUUUUGUGUCAGUACAAUGAGACAACAAAAAAAAAGAAAAUGAAAGAUAACAACAGCAGAUGUCAGUAGUGCUUGAAGGCAUGAGAAGGUACCAUUAUGAGUCAUUACAGGUUUCAAGUGGAAAACUGCACACCGCAAAUAAAGAUCUGUGAGGAAAGCACCACCAAAUCCUAAGUGCAGUAAAUCUAUGUGUGAUCUGCAAUGUGCAGAGGUGUAUUUGGUCUUUUUGGUUUGUGUCUGGUAAACUGAUUGAUAUUUUGUUAAUGUUGUUUUUUGCAUCAUUAAUCAAUUACCUAAAAGUAUUUAUUUUGAUUGUAUUGCUUAUAAUAUUCUCUGUAGUUAUGAUUGUGUAGAGCUACUGUAAGUAUGUAUUAUGUGGUAACAAUUUGUAUGGAAGCACAAAUGCAAUGUUAUUUACAUUUUUCCUCAGUUGCUUUGGUGCAUUUCUCAGAUCAGAAUUGAAAUUCAAACUCCAUAUCAUCUCACUUGUGCAUAAACAUAAUUUUUAUUGUAUAUAUAUAUAUAUAAGUAUAUAUACUCUUUUGAUCCCGUGAGGGAAAUUUGGU